Messenger RNA from Corythoichthys intestinalis (scribbled pipefish), 3201 nucleotides. RefSeq names its product mitochondrial Rho GTPase 1-A-like. Gene Ontology annotation, biological process: small GTPase-mediated signal transduction; engulfment of apoptotic cell; mitochondrion organization. Bases 323 to 2305 code for a protein of 660 amino acids. The record is from RefSeq and is a predicted model, not a curated record. Gene Ontology annotation, cellular component: mitochondrial outer membrane; cell projection; cytoplasmic vesicle. NCBI's taxonomy places the organism in Eukaryota, Metazoa, Chordata, Actinopteri, Syngnathiformes, Syngnathidae. Gene Ontology annotation, molecular function: GTP binding; GTPase activity; calcium ion binding. The transcript is spliced from 20 exons.
AGCACUAGCGCCCGCUAGUACUGUUGUCAGCCAGCCAACCAGUAGAUUAGCAAAGUGAGCUCACUUGUCACUCACAAGAUCAUCGUCACCUAGCUCAUGACGCAACUGCCAUCAUAACUAUUCUAUUCAACGUUAUUUAUUUAUUUUUGCAACUUCCGUCUCAUGUUUAAAAUUUAAAAGUCGGCUCCGUGACAUGCGAACGAAGCGGCUUGCUAGCCCUUUUGCUAGCCGGGCUGAGCACAUCCUCCUUGCCCACGGGAGUAAUAAAUGCCUAACACGUUGAUGCACGGCCGUGGCGUGGGUGAACUAAACACCGGCGACAAUGCGCAAGGACGUCAGGAUUUUACUGGUGGGGGAACCCAAGGUGGGAAAGACGUCGCUCAUCAUGUCCCUCGUCAGUGAGGAGUUCCCAACUGUGGUUCCUUACCGAGCUGAGGAAAUAACCAUACCUGCUGAUGUCACUCCAGAGAGAGUCCCCACACAUAUUGUGGACUAUUCAGAAGCCGAGCAGACAGACGAGCAGUUGUUCCAGGAGAUCUCAAAGGCUAAUGUGAUUUGCAUCGUGUACUCUGUUAACAAUAAGACAUCAAUUGAGAAGGUGACCAGCUACUGGAUUCCCCUCAUUCUUGACAACACGGACAAAGAUAGCAGGGUUCCUCUUAUCCUGGUGGGAAACAAGUCAGACCUGGUGGAGCACAGCAGCAUGGACACUAUCCUUCCCAUUAUGAACCAGUAUAGCGAGAUCGAAACCUGCGUUGAGUGCUCAUCAAAGAAUCUGAAGAAUAUCUCAGAGCUGUUCUACUAUGCCCAAAAGGCUGUCCUUCAUCCAACAGGCCCACUCUACUGUCCAGAGAAAAAAGAUAUGAAGCCGCUUUGUGUAAAAGCAUUGACCCGAAUCUUCAAAGUGUCUGACUUGGACAACGACGGUAUUCUCAAUGAUAAUGAGCUCAAUUUCUUUCAGAGAACAUGUUUCAAUAUGCCAUUGGAGCCACAGGCGUUAGAGGAUGUUAAAAAUGUCGUAAGGAAAAAUUUAAGUGACGGAGUGUGUGACAAUGGACUCACUUUAAAAGGCUUCCUGUUCCUCCAUACACUAUUCAUCCAGCGAGGUCGCCAUGAAACCACGUGGACAGUGCUGAGGAGGUUUGGAUACGACGACGACCUGGAACUCAAUCAGGACUAUCUCUUUCCUCCGUUGAAAGUUCCUCCCGACUGCACCACAGAACUCAACCACACAGCCUACCUCUUCCUGCAGAGUGUCUUCGACAAACAUGACAAGGACCGUGACUGUGCCUUGUCACCAGAGGAGCUAAGGGACCUGUUUGAUGUUUUUCCCUACAUGCCCUGGGGUCCUGACGUCAACAACACAGUGUGCACCAAUGAGCAGGGCUGGAUCACCUACCAGGGCUAUCUCUCACAAUGGACGUUGACAACAUAUCUGGAUGUGCAGCGUUGCUUGGAGUAUUUGGGCUACCUUGGUUAUUCAAUCAUUGCUGAGCAAGAGUCCCAGGCGGCAGGAAUGACUGUGACCAGGGAUAAGAAGAUUGACCUGCAGAAGAAGCAGACACAACGAAGUGUCUUCCGCUGCAACGUCUUUGGAGAUGUUGGCAGCGGGAAGAGCGGCUUCCUCCAAGCCUUUCUGGGGAGAAACUUGAUGCAGCAGCAAAUGAUCAAAGAAGAACAUAAAUCCUACUAUGCCAUCAGCACAACCUUUGUUUAUGGUCAAGAGAAAUACCUUCUUCUUCAUGAAGUAUUUCCUGACAUGGACUACCUGUCUGAUGCUGAUCUGGCCUGUGACAUCAUUUGCUUGGUGUAUGACGUCAGCAACCCGUACUCUUUUGAUUACUGCGCCAAAGUUUUCAAGCAAUACUUGAUGGACUGCAAGAUUCCGUGCAUGAUGAUUGCGGCCAAGUCGGAUCUGCCUGAGACCAAACAGUUCUACGGCUGCAGCCCUCUGGAGUUCUGUCGGAGGCACAAAAUGCCUCCUCCGCAGUCUUUUACGUGCAAUACUGCAGGAACGCCUAACAGAGACAUCUACACCAAACUCAGCACCAUAGCCAUGUACCCCCACGCACGACUGCGCUGUAUGUGCACUUGUAACCGUUGCACCUUCUGCUUGUGUCAGAACCUGCUCAACUCCGAGCUGCUGCAGACGGUCAGGGCCAAACUCCACGCUGUGGUUCUCCGCAGACACAUGAGCCAAGCGGACUUGAAGAGCUCCACCUUCUGGCUGAGCGCAGGUGUCGGGGCCACUAUGUUUGCCGUGCUGGGUUUCACAAUGUACAGAGUUCUUCUCAAAGCACGGUGAUGCCUCUCAUCAUCACCUAAAAACUGUUCUCACACACCCUAUAUUGACAAAAAUAUUAGACAUCCUACUAGUAAGGUGUCCCAAUACUUUUGUCCUUAUAGUGCAUUUACAGAGGUAUGAUAUUUCUGACUGAACCGAUGCAGUAGUCUUCAGCUGGCUUAAAAAAAAAAAAGUUGCAAUAUUUAAUUUUCUACUUUAAAAUGUAAUUUUGCUUAUUGUGCUUUUGUGCAAAGGAAGAAAUAAUAUAUUUAUAAUGGAGCGAUGUGAGAUGAAGCUGUUUAUUUGGGCAUAUUAACUCACUUGGCAGCCAUUGACGGCGAUAUAAGUCCAAUAGAUUUGAACCCUCCCACUUCAAAUGGAUUGGACGUCGACUAGUGACUCCUUUAAGCUCACUGCAGAAAGACGAAAAGAGCCACAUGAUUGGACGUCUUUGGCACUGAAAGAGUUAAAUGCUAUACGGGUGCGUUCUUUAAAUAGUGUUUUUCGGUUGCCUGGUGACUGCACUUGGCAAGCUGUGUGAAAGGUGCAAUAUUAUAAUUAGUGAUAGUGUACAUACUGUAAAUAACUGUACUUGUACACACGGGCUGAUGUGAGACUAAAUCAGGCAUAGAAAGUUUUGUUUUUUUAUGGUCAAAUGUGUGGAAGGGGCUUGUACAGUAUACAAUCAUUCUGUAAUACAAUUUUGCAUGUUUUAUCAUUUCUCUCCCCAAACCAUGCAUUACUCUCCACAAUUAGUAUGUCCUAUACACUUGCAUAGUAAAAUGCUCCCCCGUGGCCCUUUUGAAUUAUCCAUUGAACAACAAUGUAGCGCUGUUCACAAUAAGGUGAAACUGGAUGUAUUUAAUAGACCUCAUCUUUUGGGAAUUUUACAAUAAAUACACAUUUAUCUCAUCUGA